Messenger RNA from Magnusiomyces paraingens, 852 nucleotides. RefSeq lists its product as uncharacterized. Lineage: Eukaryota; Fungi; Ascomycota; Dipodascomycetes; Dipodascales; Dipodascaceae. The transcript has a single exon. The coding region runs from base 1 to 852 and encodes 283 amino acids. The record is from RefSeq and is a predicted model, not a curated record.
AUGUUUCGACCGACAAUUGGAAUUACCAGCAGACGAGGGAUUGCUAGAGGAGUUACGGUGGUAAGAGUGGCUAGAUGCUAUUCAUCAUCAUCAUCAUCAUCAUCAUCAUCGUCGUCUACUACAAAAGCCGGGUCUCCAUGGACUCGAGGCUGGCGUAAGUGGGCGUUGGCAGUGGGGUUUCUGGGUGUCGGAUACGGAGUAGGAGCAUGGAAUUUUGAUCAUUUUGGACCGAAACGCUCGCAGGCAGACAUUGAUGCCGAGCUAGAUAAAGAGCCAGAAUACAAGUACAUUCACGGGCACCCGUAUGUGAAGGCACUGAGGGCGGAGCAGGCCGAGACUGGGCGGUGGAAAGAGAGCCGGUACUACGACGCGGUGCCAUUGUUGCACCGAGGGCACAUGCUGACUUCUGGGUUACUGCGAGGCCCUGGGUACUUGACUGUUGAGCCGAUCAUGUUCCAGGACAAAACUGCAGGUGAAAUUGUUGUGUUUUAUCAUGUGGGCAACAAGCUUGAUGGGCAUGAUGGGAUAGUUCAUGGCGGGUUUUUGGCGACUUUGAUGGAUGAGGCACUAACACGAUGCGGGUUCCCAUUGUUGCCUAACAAGUACGGAGUGACAGGAACUUUGGAGCUCAACUACCGAGCACCUACGCCUGCCAACUCAUACGUGAUGCUAAGGGGUAAGGUUGAAAGCGUAAAGGGUCGCCGGGUGGUUUCAAAAGGUGUAUUGUCAGCGCUGCCUGAAUACGAUGGUGAUAAGGUGACGGGACCUGAGAACCGGGUUCUUGUUGAAGGCGAAGCGCUUCUUGUUGAACCUCGGUGGGCCAAGUAUGUGGUGUGGAUGUUACCAGGUUAG